AUGAUGAGUGAAGCAAACAGAGUAAAAUUGAGGAACUCCAAUAUAUGCGAUAAAGAACUGGAGGAAAGCGUAAGGAAAUUAAUAGAAGAAGUUGGGUAUAAUGAUUCAUCAGAAGAUGAAACAGAUAUUAUAAUUUCCACCGAAUUUAUUAAUCGGAAUUUAUUAGCUUUUUUAAAAAUUAAUAGUAAAGCAAAUAAAAUAUGGUAUAACAAAUGCCUUAAGGAAAAAGAAAAGUAUUGGGAAAAGAAAAUGAAAUUCUGGAACCAAUUUGAAAUAUAUACAUGGUCUGAAUUGUUUUUUGGAGAAAAAACGAGAGGAAUAGAUCAAAAUUGGAAAAACAAAAUGUGGGAUAUUUGGUUUACUUACAUCCAUAGAAUCAUGUGGAUGGAAGAUGUUGAAGACACGAAACAAUUUAAAAAAAGAAUUGAAAAAUGUUAUUCUUAUAUUUAUAUUAGUAAUAAAUAUACUAAAAAGAAAAGACAUUUUGAAAAGGUAAAACAAAAAAAAAUCCUCAAUGCAUGGAAUCACUUUAUAAAUUCCAAUUUAGAAAAAUGGCAAAAGGAAAGGAAGGCGGCAGCAGAGCCAACCAAGAGUAAGUCUAAGAAGAGGAGGACGAAAAAGGCAAAUGCCUCUUAA
Molecule: messenger RNA, 636 nt
Organism: Plasmodium gonderi
Lineage: Eukaryota; Apicomplexa; Aconoidasida; Haemosporida; Plasmodiidae
Product: Plasmodium exported protein, unknown function
Exons: 1
Coding region: 1-636 (211 amino acids)
Source: RefSeq, a predicted model, not a curated record